CCUUGAUUGGGGCCCGACACUCCGUUCUUUCCAAUCUUUUGAAAGCAUUCCAGAGCUGACCAUAGCAUUCAAUUAUUACGUCUAUCACAGGCCGUCAACUUCAAGUCGUGGAGGUCAUUAUACAAUGAUAGCCACUAAGCCUCUCUCUUCACAGCAAUGGUCCUUUCAGUCAGGAAGUCACCCGUCAACGCCUGAGCUCACUUCAGACACCACAAGUGAUGGCGACUCUUCGCUAUCAGUUGACUACGCUAUUACUCCACCGCCCCUUUUAGGGCCUGUCCCUCAUUCAAAUGCUAACUCGCAUAUUGACCUACCUUUUCCAGAUAAGGACAAAGAUCCCAGGUCGAUGUUCCCUCUGCUUGUUGUGUGCAAAAGACGUCAUACUGUGUGCAACUCAGAAUGUCGACCAGCAGGGGGGAGUAAGGCUCCAAAUCAAGCAGUAUCACCCGAUAGAAGCCGAAUCAGGACUAGAAGAUCAACUCUUACAGAUGCAAAUGUGAAUCAUUCGAGGUCACCAGCUUCACUAGACAGGUUCAUACCCGUCCGGCAAUUCAUUGAUCCGCCGUCGACAUUAUUUCGUGUUGGUAAAAAUCCCCAGGAGCUAUCCCUUGAGGAAAAACUUCUGCGCCAUCGCUCGCAGAAAGAAGAUCCAUUUAUGCCUACACGCGCUGGGCGAUCUGGAAGCAUUCUGGGGGUACACUCUAGCUACCAACUCAGGCUUUACAAUGGCCCCCGUUUAGUCAGUAGUGCAGUGAUUCGUGGUUCAUGGGAUCCUGGCCACAAUUCUAGGCAAGUGAGUACCGGAGCUGUCUGGCAUGUGGGUGGAGCAUCCGCUGCCGUGGGUAGGCAGCUUAGGGCAACCUCUAGCCCCUCCGGAGCUCGCUUUACAAGUGGAACAGCUGCUCCCAUGUACAAUGCCAGAUUCUUGCCCCAUACUGCAUCGAACGAGGAACAAGCUAAGUACGAGUCAAGGCUAGCCCUUGCAUUGGAUAUUGAUACAGCAUCAAGGCUCCUCAGUAAUCGGAACGCUCGGCCACUGCUUGAGUCCACGCCGGCUCCGUUCUCUCCACUCUACGAACGAUUUGCCCAGUUGGUUUGGAAAGACAACGCAUGGAAGAGGGCGGAAAGAGAUACAUGGACUUCUACAACCCUACCAAGAGAGGACAGCACAAGGAUGGUACCAACGCUACCGUUCCGUAUACUAGACGCACCUCUUCUUCGUGAUGAUUUUUACUGUUCAACAAUAGCAUAUUCGACCACUUCUGGAAUUCUCGCCGUCGGUCUUGGCCACCGCGUCUAUCUUUGGUCAGAAGCUUUUGGCGUACAGCACCCACCAUUCGCAAACCAACAUACCUCAAACCAUGUAACCUCUCUGUCAUUUUCCUCUGAGAAUGGCGAGAAAGCUAUUCUAGCUGUUGGCAGACAAUCUGGUGCACUCUGCCUAUGGAGUGUUUUCGAUUCGGAAAUACGUUUUGAUAUCAGCCAUCCAGAUACAAUCACCUGUGUUGCAUUCAAACAAAUGAAGUCGCGGAGAAUAUCGGCGAAGUUUCCGCACGUCGAGGUAGACACGGAAGACCUUGCUGUUGGUGAUGACAAUGGCAACAUCUGGUACUACUCUGUCGAGUGGCCUGACGACGAGAUUCGGGAUGAGUUUGAUUGGCAAGGCUCUAUGACACUAGUUGCCAAGAUAUCUGCCCAUACACAGCAGGUAUGCGGUAUAUCCUGGUCUCCGGAUGGGGUAUACCUUGCUACUGGUGGCAAUGAUAAUGCGUGUAUGCUGUUUGAGUUGCGAGAUAUCAUUGCUCCACGAGAGCUAGGUGUGACCUCAAAGGGCUCGAACACCCUAGGCCAGAGCUGCCUCUCUUCAUUCACAGAUAAUGUUCAUCGACAGCUCUUACAUAGGCACUUCGCCUCUAGUAGUUUACCUCCAUCGUCCCAUCCUGAAACCGCACCUAUGUCGGCAGGUCUCCUCAGCAGUGUGGGAUUACUAAUCUCCCCUCAUGAUCGAAUGGUCAUAGUGCCGCCAAACAGUCAGAAGCAUCGACUAGCUCAUUCCGCGGCGGUUAAAGCAAUAGCAUUUGCUCCCUGGCAGCCAUCUCUUUUGGCAACUGGUGGAGGCUCUAACGACCGCGCUAUCCAUUUCUUUCACACUCCAUCUGGUGCAUGUCUGGCUACUAUCAACGUUUAUGCUCAAGUGACUGGUCUUAUCUGGAGCAAGACGCGGAGGGAGCUUGUCGCCACGUUUGGCUUCGCACAACCAGAACAUCCGUUCCGAAUUGCUGUGUUUGCAUGGCCAAGCUGCGAGCAGAUCGCUGCAAUUCCCUGGGGCCCGAAUGGGAGUAGCUGGGAUCGUACAGACAACGAGUCAAGUGUCGAUUGUGGGAGAGCACUCUGUGCAGUUAGCUAUCCCUGCAGGCCCCCUACUUAUGUCCUUGAUAAGUUGGACAGCCCCGAAGGCUCUUCUAUAUCAAGUUUGGUCAAUCAGCUCAGAUCGAACAGGAGAGGAGGGGGUGUGCAUUACCGGCGGGCGGUUGUGCGACCUACGGCUAAAGAAGGAGGGCUCUGGUGUCCGCGUACGGUUGAAGAGGGGUGUAUCAUUGUGGCUUCUAGCGACCAAAGUGUCAAGUUCCAUGAGGUGUGGAGUUCUAGGAGAAAGCCAAAAGCGGCGACUUCUGGACCAUACGGUGGCAGCGAGAUCCUCGAAGGAAUCGAAGGAUUGGAAAGACUAGGGAAUGAAGUCAUUCGUUGACCGCAGGCUUGAGC
Aspergillus alliaceus is the source of this 2763-nucleotide messenger RNA. Its product is annotated as WD40 repeat-like protein. The transcript has 2 exons. Gene Ontology annotation, biological process: anaphase-promoting complex-dependent catabolic process; positive regulation of anaphase-promoting complex-dependent catabolic process; positive regulation of ubiquitin protein ligase activity. The record is from RefSeq and is a predicted model, not a curated record. Lineage: Eukaryota; Fungi; Ascomycota; Eurotiomycetes; Eurotiales; Aspergillaceae. Gene Ontology annotation, cellular component: anaphase-promoting complex. Bases 125 to 2749 code for a protein of 874 amino acids. Gene Ontology annotation, molecular function: protein binding; ubiquitin ligase activator activity; anaphase-promoting complex binding.